This is a messenger RNA of Abrus precatorius (Indian licorice), 2220 nucleotides long. RefSeq lists its product as uncharacterized. The record is from RefSeq and is a predicted model, not a curated record. The transcript has 5 exons. The coding region runs from base 449 to 1885 and encodes 478 amino acids. Lineage: Eukaryota; Viridiplantae; Streptophyta; Magnoliopsida; Fabales; Fabaceae.
UUUGAUGAGUUAAUAAUGAUAUUUGGGAAAUAAAUUAUAUGUUGCUUGGUUUGGUGGUUUUUGCUGGGACGAGACAACCUACCAGUGGUUGCAGCAGAGAGAGAGAGAGAGAGAGAGAGAGAGAGAGAGAGAGAGUUUUAACUUUUAAUAAUACUAAUAGUGGGUUACUUACUUGCGUUUGCGUUGGUGAGAGAGAGAGAGAGAGAGAGAGAGAGAGAAGUUCAUUGCUCAUUGCUCAUUGUUCUAAGUGUAAAGUGAGGGAGAUGGAUACUGUCAUGAAGAUGGGAUCUCAGCCUCAGUCUCUGACUCGGCGUCAUCCCCACUCUCUUUGAUUCUCUUCUUCAAUCUAAUCUUCCUUCAGCUUUCAGUAUUACUUUGAUUGCAACUUGGACAAACUGGUACUGUUUUGUAAUUACUUGCCUCUUUUGAGCUGCUUUGAGAAAGCCUGAUGGGUUCAAGAUUCCCAUCUCAUCAGCUCAGCAAUGGCCUGUACGUAUCAGGCCGGCCAGAACAGCCAAAAGAAAAGCCUCCGACAAUGAGCUCAGUUGCCAUGCCCUAUACUGGUGGUGACAUCAAGAAGUCGGGAGAAUUAGGGAAAAUGUUUGAUAUUCCCAUGGAUGGCUCGAAAUCUAGAAAGUCUGGUCCAUUGAAUAGUGCUCCGUCAAGGACUGGAUCAUUUGCAGGUGCUGCUUCACACUCUGGACCUAUUAUGCAAAAUGCUGCAGCUCGUUCUGUUUAUAUAACAUCUGGUAAUUUAUCUGCUGGAGGCAUGUCUGCUUCAGCCUCAAUGAAAAAGACCAACUCUGGUCCAUUGAAUAAACAUGGGGAGCCAGUCAAGAAGUCAUCUGGCCCUCAAUCUGGUGGAGUUACACGCCAAAACUCUGGUCCAAUUCCCCCUGUUCUUCCUACGACUGGUCUUAUCACAUCUGGCCCAUUAAAUUCGUCUGGGGCUCCGAGGAAAGUGUCUGGUCCAUUAGAGUCUACAGGAUCAAUGAAAUCACAUAGUUCCUCUGUAGCUCACAAUCCUGCUGUGACUACUCUUAGCUUAGAUGAUGAAUAUUCCUUCAGGAGGAACUUCCCAAAGCCAAUAUUGUGGUCUGUGAUUCUGAUUUUUGUGAUGGGAUUCAUUGCUGGUGGUUUUAUUCUGGGAGCUGUUCGCAAUGCCAUUCUUCUUAUUGUUGUAGUAGUUCUUUUUGGUGCGGUUGCUGCGUUAUUCACUUGGAACAGUUGUUUUGGAAGGAAAGCCAUUGUUGGUUUUAUUUCACAAUAUCCAGAUGCAGAGCUUAGAACUGCCAAGAAUGGGCAGUUUGUGAAGGUUUCUGGGGUGGUUACCUGCGGUAAUGUUCCACUGGAGUCCUCCUUUCAAAAAGUUCCUAGAUGUGUGUAUACAUCGACAAGCUUGUACGAAUAUCGAGGAUGGGAUUCAAAAGCAGCCAACCCUAAACAUCGCCGCUUUACGUGGGGACUUAGAUCAGCUGAGAGGCAUGUGGUGGACUUUUACAUCUCUGAUUUCCAAUCUGGAUUGAGAGCAUUGGUUAAAACAGGCUAUGGUGCUAGGGUGACUCCUUAUGUUGAUGAUUCCAUUAUUAUUGAUGUUAAUCCGGCCAAUAAAGACAUGUCCCCCGAGUUUCUUCGAUGGUUAGGAGAGAGAAAACUUUCUAGUGAUGAUCGUAUAAUGCAAUUAAAAGAAGGGUACAUCAAAGAAGGUAGCACGGUCAGUGUAAUGGGAGUUGUUCAAAGAAAUGACAAUGUGCUUAUGAUUGUACCUCCACCUGAGCCUUUGACUACCGGAUGCCAAUGGGCCAAAUGUAUAUUUCCCGCUAGCCUUGAGGGUAUUGUUUUGAGAUGUGAAGACACGUCUAAGGUUGAUGUCAUUCCAGUGUAGUCAUCCUCUCUGGUAACCUCUUAGGUAUUCUUCUUUAAAGAAAAAUGUCUUCCCAUAUCCAAAAAAAUGGUGAUGGUGGUGGUUGUUGUUUGUAUUUUGUAAGCAUAUACGAGUUAUUGGUAAGUGUGAUGAUUCUGCCAUUGACGUCGGUGAUUUCUUCUUUUUUUUCCCCACACUACUCCUAGUUUGUUGUAUAGCUAAUGGAAAUUCUUAUUCGUUUAUUUUUCCUAAGGAUUUUAUACCUUUUUGAUGGACGUAUCAUAUAGUGAGAAGUUGUGUAUUCAGAAGGACUUUUGCUGUUUGAAACUGUCAAGGGAAUCUAUCAUACCCGAUUU